CGGCCGCUUGUUGAGCCGGGGCUCCUCCGUCUCCAUGACGCCCGGCAAACAUUCCCGAGCCUCAGCCCGAGCCGCUGACGCCGGGCGUUGGGGUACAGGGACUCCGGAAGCAGCUAGGGAAGGGGGGGCGAGCACUCCGCCGCCUGUCGCCACCAUGCCCACCUCUCCAGGAAACAGCCGCAAGCAGCAGAACCUCUGGCUGAGCGUUGGCCCACAGGCCAAGAAAUCUAUUAGCUUUACUAACACCGCAAGAGGAGGUUUCACAAAAAGCUAUGUUGGUGCAAACCAAAGUAGAAUGGCUAUGUCAAAAACCAUGACAAUUCUACCUGAGAUAAAAACAGAAAAAAUGAAUAUUUCUACCCCAAAGACAGUCAUACAGGUAAUUAAUCCACAAGGAGAUGAUGUUACUCCCCGACCUCUUUACCGUCCAGACCCACAUAUGGGUACAGCUAAACCAAAUAAACUACUGACAUCACAAGAAGGAUCAUAUGCAUCAGACUAUAUAUCUUCCUAUAGCCUUUAUCAGAAUACAUUAAAUCCUAGUAUGUUAGGGCAGUUUACAAGGUCAGUUUUAGGAAGCAGUACAGUUACUAAAUCAAGUGUAUCUACUCCUGAAUCAAUAGCAGAAGACCUAGAAGAACCUUCGUAUAAACGGGAAAAACUGACUAGUUUUACAGAUUUACGAGUUGUAAGGGCAACACCUGAAAAAGUUGUAACAAAAGAAGACCUACAAAAGACUAUAGAGAUAACACUCACAGAGACGGAAACACUGAGAUUUUUUAACCUACCAACCAUCAUGGUUUCUGUGGAAUCUGAAGAAGCUGAGAAACUACUUCGGAGAAACAAGAAUUACGAGACCCUUUGUAGAAAUAGAUUAGGCAAUGACUUAUAUGUUGAAAGGAUGAUGCAAACUAUUAAUGGAGCACCAAAGAAUAAAGAUGUUCAAUGUGACAAAAUCAUAAAAGAAGACAAAGGUGUGAUGUCCAGUACUUGGGAUUUGUAUGAUUCUUAUAAUGCUAUGGAGCUUUCAUCUUUAGCAGCAAAACAAUCUAUGCUUGAAUCAACUAGUAGAGCAAGUAUACCUCCUAAAGAUCGAGAGCAAAGAAUGCCAGGGAGUACUACAGAAAAAAAUAGUGAAGCUAGUUCCUUAAUGGAUAUAGAAAAUGUAAUUCUGACUACAAUCCAUGAUGAUGAAGAAGAUCACUCAGAGACAAUAUUGAAAUCUGACAAGUUUCGUCAGGCCUUAUUUUUUAUGGAACGAGUUCUAAUGGAAAAUUUAUUUCAGCCAAAACUUGCAGCUUAUCGUCAGCUUCGUAUUUUAAAAGAACCAGAACCUGAAGAACCUGCAGACUUUCUAGAAAGUAAAAAACUUGAAGAGUCACAGGAAGAGGGUAAGAAGGAAGAAGAAGAAGAAAUCGAAAUAAGUACAGAACAGUCAACAAUACCAGCCAUUUUGGAACGACUUUGGUCCUUUUCCUGUGAUUUAACCAAAGGCCUUAGUGUGAGCAGCCUUGCCUGGAAUAAAAUAAAUCCUGACCUUUUGGCUGUUGGCUAUGGGCACUUUGGAUUUAAAGAGCAAAAAAGAGGAUUGGCUUGCUGCUGGUCAAUAAAGAAUCCUAUGUGGCCAGAACGUAUUUAUCAGAGUCCAUAUGGAGCUACUGCUGUGGAUUUCUCAAUUGGAACACCUAAUCUUCUAGCCGUUGGCUAUCACAAUGGCACAAUUGCCAUUUAUAAUGUACAGAGCAACAGUAAUGUUCCAGUUCUGGAUAGUAGUGAAUCACCUCAAAAACAUUUGGGACCUGUAUGGCAAUUACAAUGGAUAGAACAAGAUCGAGGGACAACAGGUGAUGACAAAAGAGAAAUACUUGUUUCUAUAUCAGCAGAUGGAAGAAUCUCCAAAUGGGUUAUACGGAAAGGACUAGACAGUCAUGAUUUGAUGCGUUUGAAGCGAACUACCGCUAGCAGCAGCAAAAAAGGAGGGGAAACGGAAAAAAAAGGUGAAGCUCUGAUAUCUCGGCAGGCUCCUGGAAUGUGUUUUGCUUUUCAUCCUAAGGAUACAAAUAUCUAUUUGGCUGGCACUGAAGAAGGCCAUAUUCACAAAUGUUCUUGUUCCUAUAAUGAACAAUACCUAGAUACUUACAGAGGACAUAAGGGUCCAGUAUAUAAAAUAGCGUGGAAUCCAUUUUGUCAUGAUGUGUUCUUAAGCUGUUCUGCAGAUUGGGGUGUUAUUAUAUGGCAACAGGAGAACACCAAGCCAUUUUUGAGCUUUUAUCCAACUACUUAUGUUGUUUAUGAUGUUGCCUGGUCUCCAAAAUCCUCCUAUAUAUUUGCAGCUGCAAAUGAGAGCAGAGUAGAGAUUUGGGACCUUCACACCAGCACUUUGGAUCCUCUCAUUGUGAAUGUUGCUAACCCUGGAAUCAAGUUCACAACUGUUCUCUUUGCCAAACAAACAGAUUGCCUUCUAGUGGGUGACAGUGAUGGACAGGUUGCUGUGUAUGAACUAAGAAAUAUGCCCACUGCUUUGGAUUCUGGCCAGGGAGAUAUAAUAGAUACUUUGCUUGGACCCAAGUCAAACCAUCAAGGAUAAUUCAUCAUUACUAUUUUUUCUUAUUGCUAUUUAAAGAAAGAAUAAACAGUGUUUAAUGUCCAAUAAUCCAAUUGUAUGCAGUAAGUUCAGAUUUUGAUGUUAAAAAAUGAUAUUUGAUGUAUAGCUUCCAUUUCAAUUUAACAUAAAUUAAAUACACUUUAAUUUCAGAAAUAUGUGAUUAGUUUGUGAUCUAGGCUAUUUGUAAGAGUCUUGUUGGAUUUUCUUAUUAUUUUUAGUCAUAUUCCAAGUACAUACAACUACAUAUGUGUACUUAUAAAAUGUCCAAAUAGGUUAGAAAAUUAUUAUUCCAUUAGAAGCCACACUUGGACACCAUUAGAAUUACUUAAACCAAAAAUCUUUACAAGAUGAAGUUCCAUAGACUCAAAUCUUCGGCUUCCCAAGAUCUAUUUUUCAGAAUUUAUGAAUUCCACUUGUGUUAGUAUUAUAAGAAUAUUGGAUUCUCACACCCUUCUCUAAAUCAGAAUUUUUUCCUCUUAGAUUUGAGAGCUGAAGCUAUGAAACUUUUAGACUAUUUGACAAGCAAAAGACAUGACAGCAAAUGUCAAAAUUGCAUUGUUUAGACACUAUGCACCACACGCCCAAUUCAGUGAGAAGAGUUAGUCUGGGACACAUCAGGGCAUCCUCUUCUGCAUGCCCAAAAUCUGCUAUGGGUUUUUUUUUAUUUUUUUAAUUUUUAUUUUUUUAUGAUAGGCACACAAUGAGAGAGAGAGAGGCAGAGACAUAGGUAGAGGGAGAAGCAGGCUCCAUGCACCGGGAGCCCGACGUGGGAUUCGAUCCCGGGUCUCCAGGAUCGCGCCCUGGGCCAAAGGCAGGCGCUAAACCGCUCUGCCACCCAGGGAUCCCUGCUAUGGGUUUUAAGCCCAGGCUUAAGUGGGCCCAGAGAGAAAAUAGAAAGUCCUCAAUUUGUAUUUGGCAUCUGGAUCUUAUCUUAUGAAGGGUUCUAGAGCUAGCUUGUGGAAAUAGGAGGAGUGGGAGGCAGCAACUCCCCCAAACAGAUUGCUAACAGCCUAUUCCAUGCUGUUCUUUAGAACAAGUCCUGUGUUUUGUUAACCGAGGCCAUAGGACAGUGUGCCCUGUUUUGCAAAGCCUUCUAAGUGGAGAGGAGAGGAUGAGACAUUCGAAACUCACUAAGUUCUCUGAAAAAAAAAAAAAAAAGUCUGUAUGAAACUAAGAAUGGAAUGUGUGCAACAGUAGAAUCUGCCUUUUAUGUGUCCACUUCUUCACAAUCUCCAUUUCUUUGGAGCCAUCCUUUAAACAAAAGCAAGGUGAUUUCUUAGGUAGACCCAGAGCUUAGGCCAAGUAAUAAGAAUUAUAAAUUUUCUGCUGAUAUAAAUCAUCAUUGUUCAUCUUUUCAUCUUUCCUAAAGGUUGGACUUUCUAUAACAUGCUGUAUAACAAAAUAAAAACUUGAUUUAAUUGAAACAAUGUUUCUUUUUAUCAUGUACUUUUGACCAUUCAAAAUUGUUCAUGUAUUGUACCA
Messenger RNA from Nyctereutes procyonoides (raccoon dog), 4087 nucleotides. It is a transcript of the gene DNAI4, whose product is annotated as dynein axonemal intermediate chain 4. Gene Ontology annotation, cellular component: axonemal dynein complex. The transcript has 17 exons. Gene Ontology annotation, molecular function: dynein heavy chain binding; dynein light chain binding. NCBI's taxonomy places the organism in Eukaryota, Metazoa, Chordata, Mammalia, Carnivora, Canidae. The record is from RefSeq and is a predicted model, not a curated record. Gene Ontology annotation, biological process: cilium movement. Bases 35 to 2587 code for a protein of 850 amino acids.